Mucor mucedo is the source of this 402-nucleotide messenger RNA. RefSeq lists its product as uncharacterized. Lineage: Eukaryota; Fungi; Mucoromycota; Mucoromycetes; Mucorales; Mucoraceae. Bases 1 to 402 code for a protein of 133 amino acids. The transcript has 3 exons. The record is from RefSeq and is a predicted model, not a curated record.
AUGGUACGGGUCAAAAAAGUUAAUUCUAUUUUCAGUGUUUUGGAACAGAAUCAUCCACUAAAGAAUAGCGAUAGCGGAAUGUUUCUGUUGAAUUCUUUUGGCCAGCCCAAAACAGCAGAAGGUAUGUAUUGUCUGUUAAGUAAGGAUAUUAACUCCAUUUGCAAUUCUGUCCUGCGGUCAAGCAUGGAUGAAUAUGUACCUUGGAAAACGUUAUCUGGUGUUAUCAAGAAGGAGUUAAUAUCAAGAGCCUCCAGGGAAGCUCAUCUUUUAAACAUUGCAGACAUUGUCAAUUGUUGUAAAGAUAAUUGGGCCAUUUACUUCAUGUUAAAGAGCUGCUGGUCAAACAAGGCUCCCUCCAAAAUGAACAAAAACCUAUUAUUAACAUGUCAUACUUUCCAAUGA